Messenger RNA from Protopolystoma xenopodis, 342 nucleotides. The record is from the annotation of a GenBank genome assembly. NCBI's taxonomy places the organism in Eukaryota, Metazoa, Platyhelminthes, Monogenea, Polystomatidea, Polystomatidae.
AUGAGACGGUGCAGCUCAUACAGAAUCUCAGACUGUAGUGUCUCAAUAUGCCUCUCUGGAGGGGAGAAAGAACGAAGCAGAAUGUUCAUGCUGAAGAGAAGCUGUAACCCGUCCAGUUUGCCCAUGUCCUCUGUCUACAACUUGGGUCUAGAAAGAAGCUUUCUCGGUGACAAGUUGCCCGUCGAUUUGCUAUUUCAGCCGCCAUCCGUUUCUGGCGUUGCAAUCCACUGCUUUUGUGCAAUUCACACGAUAAGAUUGAACGAGAUGUUUUCUCCCAAUCCCCACCUCAAAGCCAGCAUAGUGUUGCUCUUCUGUCCUCCAUUACUUGGCAACUCUACAUGA